UAAAUCCAGUAAGAUUUCAGUAUGGCUACUGAAUAAAAUUUGAUAAAGCAAAUAAAUCUGUAAUAACUCUACUUGCGGCUCUACUUAUAAUUCUACGAUAUUUCAGGGAUCUGAAAUAAUCAAUAAGGUUCUUAAUUCAUCUACGUCCUGUUUUCCCUGGCCAAGAUGUUGAGUGCGGCGCGGCAGAGAAUCUUCGUGACGACAACAGGGAGAAUGUGUAGACUGUCUUCUUUACGGAUAAUGCCAACAGCACCCUGGGUCAGCCAGCAGAAACCCAGCAAGGCGCCAUUCUCGUCGAGUGCUCCUGUAUCCGGAUUGGCACUGCGCUGGCAGUGGGAGCCUGCUCUAACUGGAGAGGGAGAGCCUGAAUUCGGGUCCAUGCUGACGCCGAAAGCGCGACGGGCGCUGGCGCUGGCUGACAGUCUGAAUCUGGAGGAGCGCUACGGCGCGUGGUGCGAUGUUAUGCGCAGUAUGCUGCGCGACGAAGUGCAGGUGUACUCCGUGGAUAACUGUCAUGCCGGAGUGUCGGAUGCGGCCGGCGUAUACCUGGACGCCUUUGCCUGUGUGCGCAAAGUGUCUCUGGACGGGACCGGGCCAGUGCAGCUGCUGAUCCGCAGUGCCGACGACGGACCGAAGGAACGGCUGCCGCUGGAGUGUACCGCGGCGGAGUGGCAGGCCAUUGAGCGCAUUGCCGACUACGAGCGGGCCAAAAUGCAGGGCCCCAAGGUGAUGGCCUUCCUCUUCUUCCAGGGACGGCGUUUUUACUGGGGCCUGCAGCGCGCCGGCCAGCCGCCCUACCGCAUGAGCGACGAUGUUGACGCCAGCAUGCCCAACGGGGAAAUGGCGCUCAUCUGGCUGCGCCGGUAUCUGGCGUCCACGCCGGGCCGGAAGAGGCGCGUGUUGCCCGCGGAAUUCUCCCGUUAUUCACAGGAAGACCAUGAUGGACAGACCAACCGUUCCCGUCCCCAUGGAGAAUGGUCGUGGGUUUUUCGCUCAUCUGGAUUAUCCGCAACUUGAGUCUCGAUCCGGGAUGAAGCGCGACAAUCCGGAUCCUAUUCAAGUGCUCCGGACGUUUCGGCCUAUGAAUUUAACGUGUUCGGCCUAUGUAGGUUUAAUGCAUAUGUACAAAGGGAUACCAAAAGUUUUUUUCCCUAUUUUUUAUCUUCCCCCACAAACUUACUUUACCCUUUCCACCCAUAUUUUAACUAAUGUCAUUCAUUAACUAAUUAAUGGAAAUUGUAAUUUAGGUUUUGCUCAAUACGAGUUGGGGAAUUGCGCCACAAAGACUGUCGGCGGCUUCUGGCAGCCUAAUUUCUGGUCUUCUCGCAGCAUUGUACUAUUAUUAAACUUCUCCUCCUUUAUUCCCCGAGAAGCACAAAACGCUUUUAUGUUUAGAAUUCUUCGCUCUUGCAGUGUAAAUCAAGAAACAAAAAAGGCAGCCCCUAC
Molecule: messenger RNA, 1446 nt
Organism: Paramacrobiotus metropolitanus
Lineage: Eukaryota; Metazoa; Tardigrada; Eutardigrada; Parachela; Macrobiotidae
Exons: 5
Coding region: 166-1017 (283 amino acids)
Source: RefSeq, a predicted model, not a curated record